AUGUGGAACGACGAGGAUAACAACCCGUACGGCACCAGCUUCGAUCGGCGAGAUUCGCAAUCCUCGUCCGUCAAUCCGACGUCUCCGUCCACUCGUGAAUAUCAGCGUUUCGAGCCACCUCAAACACCAACCUCCGGUAGCGAUGACGAGCAUGGUCAGUUCGGUCAUGGCGCAAUUCAUGACGACAGUGACGAUGGUGGAGAUUCGACACAAGACGCUGGCCCAAAGCGCAAGCCUGGCGGCUAUGACAGCCGAAUCGAACAAAUCCUCUACGAGAAUCCCAAACUGUCUAUUCUUAUUACAGAUGCAGGCAAAAGCAUAGAGAGUGGCGGUAGAUACAUUGUUUACACUAUCAAGACUGGCGAUCUUGAGGUGCGCCGCCGAUACUCCGAGUUCGCUUCUCUGCGCGAUGCUCUUACUCGUCUUCAUCCUACUCUUAUUGUCCCGCCGAUCCCCGAGAAGCACACCAUGGCUGAUUAUGCUGCGAACCCAACGAAUGCGAAGCAAGACCAGCAGAUCAUUGAUUUGCGCAAGCGCAUGCUGGCUGUAUUCUUAAACCGCUGUCGUCGGAUGGAAGAGAUUCGAACAGAUGGGGUUUGGUGGCGAUUCCUUGACCCAAAUGCUAGCUGGAGCGAGGUCCUUCAUUCUCAUCCCGUGGCCUCGAUUCCGAAAUCAAUCUUGAAGGCGCCUCCACUGGACCCUGCGAACCCAACUCCUGCGCAUAAUUAUCUACCGAUCCCGGCUGCCUCGGCAAAGCUGAAGACCGUGGCCGGUACCAACCACGACAACAGCUCAGGCCAUAUUCAAGCAGGACCACAUGCCUUUGGACGAUUCCCACCUGAAGGCCAUAAUCUCGGAGAACAGGAGCUGGACCCUUAUUUCAUAUCUUACGAGUCGUCAAUUAAGGAACUUGAGCAACUUCUAACUGGGCCCAUGGAGAAGGUGAAUCGCCGAACCCUCAGCCACCUGUCAUCGUUGGCAGCCGAUCUUUGCGAGCUGGGCUCCGUUUAUAAUGCCUUUGCGGUUUCAGAGCAAGCACCAUCACUCGGGCCUGCUAUUGAGCGUAUAGGCCAGGCAGCUGACCUGUCAUACAUCGCAACGGAGGAACUUUCAGGGUCGCUAGGCGCAAGCUUUGCCGAGCCAAUGCGCGAACAUGCGCAAUUCGCCGGUGUUGUCAGGAGUGUGCUAAAGUACCGCGUGCUUAAACGGGUACAGCAAGAUCUCACCACUGAAGAGCUGAGCAAGAAGAGAGCACUUCUUGAUCAGCUAGAGCAAAGCGAAGCCGAAGCUAGAAGAAUCGAGAACUACCUAUCUAGCAGCCAACAAAUUUCACCGCCGCCAAAGCGAUCGACGAGUCUUAGGGAGCCGCCUUCUCAUCAGCGACGGGAUGGCAGUCAAGAAGACACUGAGUCCAUCGAUUCCGACUUUCCCGGGACGCAUGGUGACUUUUCCUCUCACACCCCGUCGGCCAGCCAAGGAUUGCCCGAAAGGAGUACCAGUGUGCCAUCUCAUAAGAAGAUGCCCAGUGGGAACUCUAUAACGAACAAGAUCUUUGGACCCAUCCGGCAUGCAGUGCAAGGAGUUGUUGACGUCGAUCCGGAGAGGACUCGUCGUGACUUAAUUGGAAAGACAAGAGAGAGUAUCGGUCAACUCGAGCAAGCCCAGGUUGUCUCGGAAAAGGAUGUCAAAGAGGCCAGCGCUAGUGUGCUGAAGGACAUGAAACGGUUCCAAAAGGACAAAGAGGAUGACUUGCGACGAUACAUGCUUGCAUAUGCACAAAGUCAAAUCGAAUGGGCGAAGAAGAGUAAGCAGCAAUGGGAAGAAGCUCGAGCGGAGGUGGAAAAGAUUGAUGAAUCCUAA
Fusarium coffeatum is the source of this 1860-nucleotide messenger RNA. RefSeq lists its product as uncharacterized. The coding region runs from base 1 to 1860 and encodes 619 amino acids. Gene Ontology annotation, molecular function: phosphatidylinositol binding. The record is from RefSeq and is a predicted model, not a curated record. Gene Ontology annotation, biological process: retrograde transport, endosome to Golgi. The transcript has 5 exons. NCBI's taxonomy places the organism in Eukaryota, Fungi, Ascomycota, Sordariomycetes, Hypocreales, Nectriaceae.